Triticum turgidum subsp. durum (durum wheat) is the source of this 1797-nucleotide messenger RNA. NCBI's taxonomy places the organism in Eukaryota, Viridiplantae, Streptophyta, Magnoliopsida, Poales, Poaceae. The record is from the annotation of a GenBank genome assembly.
AUGUCACUCUUGACCACAGCCACUUUCAUGGCCCUUGCCUGCUUGUGCUUCGCCCCUGCACCUGCAGUGGGUGCAGCGGCGACUCUCUCGGCGUGGCGUCCGCUGCGAGGCAACCACACGAUGGUCUCGGCACAGGGCAAGUUCGAGCUCGCUCUGUUCAGCCCUGCUGGCAGCUCCGGAGACAGGUUCUACCUCGGGAUCUGGUACAAGAAAAUCCCCGGCCAGACCAUCAUCUGGGUGGGCAACCGCGCGAGUCCGCUAUCUGCUGUCACCUCCGCCGAGUUCCGUGUCUCCGCUGACGACGGCAACCUCGAGCUCGUCGGCCCCGCCGCCGCCUCCACCUCGCCGGUCGUCGUGUGGUCUUCGAACCUGUCGUUUGCCUUGUCGCCGGGCUCAAACAACACGGCGGAGAUCCACGACAACGACAACCUGGUCCUUGUCGACGGCCGCAACUCCUCCAACGUGCUGUGGCAGAGCUUCGACCACCCGACGGACACGCUGGUGCCGGAAGCGUGGAUCGGGGAAAACAAGCUCACCGGCGAGUACCAGGCGCUCACAUCGUGGCGGAACGCCCAAGACCCCGCGCCGGGGAUCUUCAGUGAGACGCUGGACCCGAAAGGCGCUAGCGAGGUCUUCUACAUGUGGAACCGGUCCCGCGUGUACUGGCGGACCGGCCAAGCCUUCGCGAAGCUGCCGGAGGCGACCAAAAACACCAUCUACAAUGGGACGUACGUCGAGACGCCGGCAUACCGGCGCGUCAUCAACGUGCUCUACGACAAUGCAACCAUAACACGCAGCGUGCUCGAUCCCACCGGUCAGGCACAAAUGUACAUUUGGAUGCCCACGAGCCGGAGCUGGCAGCUCUUGUGGACCGGUCCCAUGUUGCAGUGCGACGUGUACGCGCUCUGCGGCGCAUUCGGCGUUUGCGACGAGGGAGGCAAGCUACCUUGCCACUGUCCGCCCGGAUUUGCCCCGGUGACGGAGGGGGACUGGACGCUCAACGAUUGGAGCGGUGGGUGCUGCCGGAGCUCACCGCUCAGGUGCGCGCACAACGGAUCAAGGACGGGCGGGUUCGUGAUGCUGCCAGACAUGAAACUUCCACAUGACUCGCUCACCGUGGGCGUUGCCCAGAGCAAAGUAGAGUGCGAAUCGGCUUGCUUAAAGAGCUGCUCUUGCCAGGCCUACGCCUUCUCUGCCGGGGAGUGCAUCGUCUGGUACGGAGAGCUCCGCAACCUUCAGCAGCUCUACUUGGAAUAUGACAGCCCCGGGUCUAACCUAUACCUUCGGCUUUCAGAAAGAGGAUUGCAAGAUCUCCAUAGCGUAGACAGGGAGAAAAUGGGAAGAAAGUUAUGGUUUGUCCUUGGCAUCAUAUUGGCUGGUGUUGUAGCAGUGGGGGCAUCGGUGUUACUAGGCUGGAGGAUUGUUCGUACCCGAAGGAGACUAGUCAGUAUGGCAAAUGAGAAUGUAUCCUCCUUGGCCGUGUACAGUUACGGCGACCUCCAUGCCGCCACGAAGGACUUCUCGGAGCGGCUGGGCCGCGGUAGCUUCGGCUCGGUGUACCGCGGUGUUCUGAACCGGCAUAAGGGAGACAACUCAAUCAGAGUCCAGGUGGCAGUGAAGAAGCUUGAAAGUCUUGGGCGGCAAGGCGACAAGCAAUUCCGGACGGAGGUGAGCACACUGGGCUGUAUCCAGCACGUGAACCUCGUACGGCUCCUCGGGUUCUGCUCGUCGGACGACGAUAAGAUGCUUGUCUACGAGUACGCCCAGAGGCUCCCUCGACGGCCUCCUCUUCCGUGA